GCGGGGCCAAGGAGCGCUGCGUUCAUUGGCUGCGCUGCGAAUUGCGGGCGCGCCGGCGCGCCAGCACGGGCUGCUGGUCCGCCCCGCUGGGAGCUGCGGGGUGACCAUGGCUGAGUUCUCGCAGCAGCGGGGCAAGCGGCGGGAUGACAGCGGGCUGGGCAGCGUCCUGGACCUGCUGCUGGCCAACGCCAGGCUGGUGCUGGGCGUCAGCGGCGCGGCCGUGCUCGCCAUCGCCACGUUGGCCGUCAAACGGCUGAUAGAUCGAGCCACGAGCCCUCGAGAGGAAGAUGAUCCUAAAGCUGAGCAGAAGAGCCUGGAGGAGAGCUGGCAGGACCUGGCUCUGAUCAAGGCAACACCAAAACCUCCCAAGAAGCAGAGAAGGGAAGACCUGAGCAAACCCCUGCUCUCCCCGGCUCCACCACCAGCACCAGCUGAUGCUUAUGAACCCAGGGUCUGCCCAGCGCCCCCAGAGCUUCCUCAAGUCGAGUCCAGCACUCCCUGCUGUCUCACACUGCAGGAGAAACUGCUGUCACACUACAGCAUCCACCUCCCUAUGUCUGAGGAGCAAGUGGCAGUUGCCCAUCAGCUGGCCCGGAGCAUUUGUGCUGAGCUUCAGAGCUUCUUACAGAACAAGUGCCCAGAGCUGCCCUUUGGCAGCCUCUUCCUCAGCGGUCCCCUGCUCGAUGGCCUCGGAGCUCUUGCUGCUGACCACAUCCACUUCAUGCUGCCAGUAGUCCUGGAUGCCACUCUCUGGAGCCUCAUCCCAGGCGAGGACACCGUUGUGAGAAACCCCCAGUACUGGAUGAUCAAAAGGACUGACUUGGAGUAUUUCCCUCGUGGGCGCAGCCCCUGGGACAGGUUUCUCGUGGGCCAGUACCUCUCCUCCAAUGUGCUCAACGAGACCCUACACAAGAUGUUGGUGGCCUCCAUCAACUGGCCGGCCAUCGGCAGCCUGCUGGGGACGGUCAUCCGCCCGCUCGUGGCCUCCCGGGAGCUGAGGCUGGAUGUCAAACACGAUCAGGUUGAGCUGAGCAUCGGCCUCUUCCCAGUGGUGGAAAUGGAGGACAAAGUUCUUCUGGCCGCUCCUCCUGAAGGACUGGUGGAAAACCUCUGGCUCGAGAGCUUUGGCAGGGCGGAGGUCUUGAAGGUGAAGGAGCUGGAUGCUGGUGAUGCUGGUGCUCGGCAGCACUGCCUCCGUAUCCUGAAUGGGGUCUGCAGGAUCCAUCCUGCCCUGCACAAGCUGAGCGGCAGCCCCUUGGCACACGUCAUCCUUCACCUGAGCACCACUGAGUCAGACUGGGCAGAGGAAAGCCUGGCCACCAGGUUCCAGCAAGUGCUCGAGGAGCUGGUGGGUUACCUGGAGAAUGGGGUCCUGCCUUGCUACUUCAACCCCAAAGUCAACCUUUUCUGUGACCUGCUGGAAGAGGAAAUAGAGGAGAUGGGCUUCCUGCUCUAUAGGGCUGUGUCUGAGCCAGGACUCCUGCUGACAGAGAAGUGACUGGUGCAGCGGGAGCUACUGAGCGUGGGGUGUUCCUCAGCUGUCUGGGCUGUGAUGCUUCUAGUUGACUAGUCGGCAGGAGGCCAAGUUCUUGCACUUUAUGAACAAAAGUAUUUCCUUUCUGAAUAAAACGUGCCUGAGAGUAAUGGGUGAUGGUGUAAGAAGCCAUUUGCUGUGGGGCUCUGCCUUACCCACAGGGAAUGCAGCCCUAAAGCAAAGUCCCAUCUGCUGGGAACCAACAUGGAACAAGUUUGGCUGCUGGAUCUCAGCAAACUGCUCCUUCCCAGCCUGCCAUCCCAACCUCUAGGCUCCCCCUGUGCUCCAAACAGAGACCUGAGCAGUUCAGAGCUUCCCCUGCCCCUUGUAGCACGCACGUCCCUUGAUGCUGCUACAAACUUCAUGGCUUAUGAUGUGCUGUGUGGGUCCUUCUGUGAGCACCGAGCUCAGUCAUGCAGUGCCAUGGGGUGAGGUGGGAACAUUGUUCCAUGCCAGGGAACAAUGGAUGCUGCAAGGUAAUGCCAUGGCAGGGUUACUCUUUGGAAAUCAUUUCAGGUACCAAAUGACAGCCCGAGCUCAGCGCUGCCGGCUGCUCUGCCAGCAUCAGCUCUGCCCCCAAGGAGGGUUCUCCAUGGACAUUCUCUGAGCUGCUGUGCUGCAGCAUGGGCUGACAGCUACAGGAGCUGCAGCCUCCUGGUGGACACCAGUGCCCAUCUAACAGGCCAUGGUGUCCCCUCCCAGCCUGUCAAGUGACCUUUUCACGUAUGUGUUGCUGCUGUUUUAAUGUCCUGUUGCCCCGAAGCCUCAUGGUGUGGGGCAGGAAAGGACUGGAUUGAUGCACAGAGCAGAGUACUUGCAAGAAGUCAAGAGGUGGUUUGUACUUCUUUUCAUUAAGAUCUAUUUUGUUUGAGUAUCUUUUUGUCGUUUUGGCUUUUUUUGCCUUUGAGUGGCUGCUGGUAGGUUUUGUUUCUGAUUGUAAUCCAAGUGUGAAGGAAUACAUUCUUGUAUUUAAUGGGAAGAGUGAUGCUGUUUUUGCACACUGGUAGAGAUGGUGAAAUCCUGUGGGCUUUAGUGUGAGCAUCUGUUGUGGUUUAGUUUUCUUUACAACCAUCUUGUUUACGGGAGGAUAAAAAAAUCACUAUGCCUUUCCUCUUAGUCUGAAGACGACUUGGUUUGUUCCUUCGAGCAACUUCCCAAGUGUUAGUGACAAGAAUAAAUCCUUGCUGUGUACACUGGU
Coturnix japonica (Japanese quail) is the source of this 2732-nucleotide messenger RNA. RefSeq names its product mitochondrial elongation factor 2 (gene MIEF2). Lineage: Eukaryota; Metazoa; Chordata; Aves; Galliformes; Phasianidae. Gene Ontology annotation, biological process: mitochondrion organization; positive regulation of mitochondrial fission. Gene Ontology annotation, cellular component: mitochondrial outer membrane. The record is from RefSeq and is a predicted model, not a curated record.